AUGCCCAACAGGAGAGUCGUUCCCAUGAGUAAUGGUAAUGCGUUGAAUUCCUAUAGACAGAGCUUCCUGACAUCUCAGAACACUUCACAAAUCUAUUACACGGGAUGUGGAAUGAACCCAGCUCGGUCGUUUGCCCCGGCCGUGCUCACCAGAAACUUUGGAAACCAUUGGGUGUAUUGGGUGGGUCCCCUGAUAGGGGGUUCCAUAGCAGCGCUGGUCUAUGAUUUUAUCCUCUUCCCCAGGAUGAGGGGUCUCUCAGAGAGACUGGCCAUCCUGAAAGGAGCCCAGCCCCCAGAAGGCGAGGGACAGCAGGAACCCAGAGGUGACCCAAUUGAACUUAAAACACAAGCUUUAUAAGACGAGUACAGAGAGGAGUUUACAACACAAGGACUGUCCUCCCAUCACCCAAGUGACGUGAACUUUACUGUGUUGUUAUUGAAGGUGUGAUUGAAAGAAUAUAAAUGCUGUUAACUAUCCCACCACGGGGAAU
Callorhinchus milii (elephant shark) is the source of this 490-nucleotide messenger RNA. RefSeq names its product lens fiber major intrinsic protein-like. The record is from RefSeq and is a predicted model, not a curated record. The transcript is spliced from 3 exons. NCBI's taxonomy places the organism in Eukaryota, Metazoa, Chordata, Chondrichthyes, Chimaeriformes, Callorhinchidae. Gene Ontology annotation, biological process: transmembrane transport. Gene Ontology annotation, cellular component: plasma membrane. Bases 1 to 357 code for a protein of 118 amino acids. Gene Ontology annotation, molecular function: water channel activity.